AGCGGACUGUCAUUAGGAACACACGCAGAGAAUAUUGACGACGCUGUAUUUUGACAGCGUAUUUUUUUUUCUUCUCACCAGCAGCCUGAACAGAAUUUGAAUACAAACAUGUCUAUAUUUACGCCAACAAAUCAAAUACGGCUGACUAAUGUGGCGGUGGUGAGGAUGAAGAAAGGAGGGAAGCGGUUUGAAAUCGCCUGCUACAAGAAUAAAGUUAUGAGCUGGAGAUCAGGAGCAGAGAAAGACCUGGAUGAAGUUAUGCAGACACAUACAGUUUUCGUGAAUGUGUCCAAAGGUCAGGUGGCUAAGAAAGAUGACUUGUGCAAAGCUUUUGGGACAGAUGAUCUGACAGAAAUCUGUAAACAGAUUUUGGCCAAAGGAGAGCUCCAAGUGUCAGACAAGGAAAGGCAGAGUCAGCUGGAGACAAUGUUCAGGGACAUUGCGACUAUUGUGGCAGAAAAGUGUGUGAACCCAGAGACCAAGAGGCCGUACACAGUCAACCUCAUUGAGCGGGCGAUGAAGGACAUCCACUACUCUGUCAAGGCCAACAAGAGCACCAAGCAGCAGGCUCUGGAAGUGAUCCGGCAGCUGAAAGAGACCAUGGAGAUCCAGAGAGCCCACAUGAGACUGCGGUUGGUGCUGCCAGCCAAGGAGAGCAAGAGGCUGAAGGAGAAGCUGAAACCGCUCCUGCAGGUCGUGGAGAGCGAAGACUUUGACGAGGAGCUGGAAAUGGUGUGUCUGGUGGAUCCUGGCUGCUACCGGGAGAUUGAUGAGCUGAUCCGCUGCGAGACCAAAGGCCGAGGCUCCCUGGAAGUACUAAAUCUGAAGGAUGUGGAGGAGGGAGAUGAGAAGCUAUAGUAACCCAGCCAUUCAGGACUCUGCACCUUAUCCACACUAACAUGCUCUGCUGUGGCUCGCAACCUGCAAACUCAUUAAAGAGACUAUAUUUAAGAUCAAAUUCAGCCAUUCCCGAUUCCCAGUUUCUAUGUUUAAAAAGAUUAAUUUCACUAACAAAAAUCUGCAACAUAUUUUUACUUUUGCGCAGUAUACAUACUGGGAGGGAAUGUAUUUUGAAAAUAUGUUAGGUCAGUAAAUACUUCUGGCCUGAUUUCAUUUAUUUAUUCAGUUUUUUUUAUGUUGGUACCUCUGGACCAUCAGCAGCUCUUCUGGACAGUCAUUCAUUUCUGCCUUCCAUCAGACUCUGUAUGCCAUGCAGUCAUACUCAGUAUCCAAAUAUUAUGGAUAAUUACUUUAACUCAAUGAUUUAUAUUUUGUCAUAAUGAAUGAGUUUGCUCUGUAGCAAAUAAAUAUCUAACAGUAUA
Molecule: messenger RNA, 1322 nt
Organism: Thunnus maccoyii (southern bluefin tuna)
Lineage: Eukaryota; Metazoa; Chordata; Actinopteri; Scombriformes; Scombridae
Gene: sbds
Product: SBDS ribosome maturation factor
Exons: 5
Coding region: 109-858 (249 amino acids)
Biological process (GO): cytosolic ribosome assembly; ribosome biogenesis
Source: RefSeq, a predicted model, not a curated record